UGAAGGAGCUGGUGGCAUUGAUUUACCUACACCUUGGUACCUAUAGAUUUUUUCCUUCCAGGACAUUUAUAGACCAGCUUCUUUGGAACUGUUGUGUUUGUUGCUUUGACCACACAUUGCAUUUCUCAGCAAAUGUUGGCAAUGACUUCUACGACCACUGACGUCAAGAAAGUGCUUUUCUUCAUCGUUUUUGCUGCUUGUGGACUGAUAACUAUGCCGCUGUUUUUAUACUACAUUGGCAAUCAGUCAUCCACAGUCUGUCCAAAUUAUUUCACAAAGGUACCUAAUGUGACUGUGGCAAAGCCAGAGAAACCCAUUCUUUUGAUCUGGUUGUGGCCGCAGGGUGUCAAAUUUGACUUCAAAGACUGCAAGACCUAUUUCAACAUAGACAGCUGCGUUCUCACAGAUGAUCGCUCCCUGUACCGUGCUGCAGAUGGAGUUGUCUUCUAUCAUAAGACCAUCGCAUGGGAUCUCAACAAUCUUCCUAAGGAUCCACGACCAGCAUUCCAAAAGUGGAUCUGGUACAAUGUUGAAUCUCCAACCAACACUGCCAGAAAAGCUGGAUUGGAUGGAUUGUUCAAUCUCACUUUGACCUACAGACGAGAUUUAGACAUUACUACUCGCUAUGAACUGAGCAUUGUGAGAAGUCAGGAACAAUUUGUGCUUCCACAGAAAAAACAAAUUGUUUGCUGGAUUGCAAGCAAUAACAUUCCAGGGACCGGUGCAUCAACCCGACUGAACUAUUACCAUGAACUAAAGAAGCAUAUUGAUGUGAAAGUAUAUGGUCAAGCUGUCUCAGGGGCAACUUUUCUAAGGUAUGAAGACUAUUACUCUACCAUUGCUAGCUGCAAAUUUUACCUGGCCUUUGAGAACUCUAUUCAUGAGGACUACAUCACAGAAAAGUUAAAUGGACCAAUGGUCAGUGGGACUGUGCCAGUAGUUUUAGGUGCGUCCAGGGAGAACUGUGAACAGUUUAUUCCCGCAGACUCGUUCAUCCAUGUGGAUGACUUCCCUAAUCCAAAAGCUUUGGCUGAGUACCUGCAUCAGUUGAAUCAGAACAAAGACAUGUAUAUGCGUUACUUUGCAUGGAGGAAAUACUUCAGAGCUACACCUCAUCUUCUAACAACACACAAUGAAUUUACACAGCCCAUCUGCACUGCCUGUGCCCAUAUUGCUGAAGACAACACCUAUAAUGUGGUCCAUGAUCUGUUCUGGUGGUUCCAUAAAAAUAUUGCUGGGCACCAGUGGAAAUGAGAUGGUAAGAUCUCUAAAAGCUCUUAGCAGAUGCAUAAAAAAACAGUUAAAGGACGAAACUUUGAUUUUUGUCUUUUAGUCUUUCAGAGUCCUCGCCAGCUUCAAUUUUACAUGACCUGAAUGUAUUUAAUGCAAAAAGUUAAGAUGAUAUAAUAUGAAGUACAAAUCAUAAAAGUGUUUCUCCAUAUCUCCCUCUAGUAUGGGCUUUAGUUAGUUUGCUCUCUGUAAAGACUCAUCACACAUCAUUGGGGUUCCUUCAAAUGCUGGUCACCUGUACAUCUCUUCAGUUAUUGCUUUAAAUGCUGUUACACAACAGUAAGUUUACAGCUAGAAGUCACUCUGACGUGACCGUUCUAUUAAUUGAAAAUGAGAGAGCAGCGAAUUCAUACGGUCACAUUUAGUCACAUUAUUGAGUGACCAAAUGGAAUAGGGUAAAUGUUAAUUUUAGCAUGUGAUGUAUAGAUAAGCAAGUAUGCUAUACAAAUGGUUUCCUCCGACCUCCUUCCCUGUGCUGGGCAAAACAACAAUGGAUAGCCUAUAUCCCUCUGACCUAGAUGACUUAACAUAUCUAUGAAUGAUAUUUUAGCUUUGCUGAUUAAGCUUACAUAAUCUCUGAAUGUCUUUAAGACAGAGCUAGCCUGUCCCUCCUCCUCAGAUUUAUGACUUGAUUGAUGAAACCAUAACAGUCCUGUUUUAAUGGACAAAAAUGCAGGCACUAUUAGUAACAUUGUCAGAGUAUUCAUUAAAUUGACAACUUAAGACAGUAUAAGCCAGAUUAAGAUGCUUGAAGAUGAUUAUUGGAAAACAUACGUCUUUUGGAGCAUUUACUAGCCUAUGAGGUCAUCCACAGUAGGCUAAGCUCAGGUUGUCCCACACUGCACAGUGGGGACCAAAGCAAAGCCCUAGAUACAUACGCACAUGAAAGGUGUUCAAGUUCUGUGCCUAGAUUCUCUUAAACAUUAAAUAACAAAGUUUUCUUGUG
Messenger RNA from Alosa alosa (allis shad), 2236 nucleotides. RefSeq names its product 4-galactosyl-N-acetylglucosaminide 3-alpha-L-fucosyltransferase 9-like. The transcript has 2 exons. The coding region runs from base 133 to 1254 and encodes 373 amino acids. Gene Ontology annotation, cellular component: membrane. Gene Ontology annotation, molecular function: alpha-(1->3)-fucosyltransferase activity. The record is from RefSeq and is a predicted model, not a curated record. Lineage: Eukaryota; Metazoa; Chordata; Actinopteri; Clupeiformes; Clupeidae.